Molecule: messenger RNA, 3749 nt
Organism: Adineta steineri
Lineage: Eukaryota; Metazoa; Rotifera; Eurotatoria; Adinetida; Adinetidae
Source: the annotation of a GenBank genome assembly
AAAACAAUUUUUGAUUGUUUUUAUUUGCAUAUAAUUGAUGAUCGUGAUUCAAAUGAACAUGUUUCGUUUCGAACAAAUCAUCUAAUACCUUAUUGUCGACGUCCAUUAUCAACUGAUUCUAUUAAUAAAAUACAAGGAUAUAUAGAAAAUACAUACACAUUUAAAAAUUUAAGUUUACAAGGAAUUACGAGUGAAAAUCUUCUUCAGUGGUCAAUAUCAAUUGAUAUAAUUGAACUAUAUUCUAUAUACCUCAUUAAAAAUGAUAUCGAAUUUGAUGGAUUUAUUCUUAAUAAUUGUUCAUCAUUAUGGUUUGGUUCGAAUUGUCAAUAUACAUUUAAUUUAAGUAUGCCUAUCGAAUCAUUUGGGGAUUUCGUAGAUUCUUCAUUUAAGGCUCGUAAACAAUAUGAUAGAAAAAUGUUGAUACAUACUUGUUAUCCUCAUUUAUCUGAAUGUUAUCGUGGUCCUGAACCGAUGUGUUUAGAUUGGCGUGAAAUAUGUAAUGGAAAAGUUGAUUGUAUUGGAAGUAAUUUUGGUAUCGAUGAAGAAUAUUGUAAUGAACUUGAAAUAAAUGAAUGUGAAGAAGAUGAAUAUCGAUGUCAUAAUGGAGCACAAUGUAUUCCAUUUAAAUUCUUUCAUGAUGGCCGAACAAGUAAAGAUUGUUUGGAUGGAACAGAUGAAGUUGAAAAGUUUCGUAAGUCGGAAUAUUUGAAACCGGAACAAUCUUUAGGAUGCAUCGGUUCAAUGCUAUUCGCUUGUGAAGAGGUAACAUGUCGUCAACCACAUGAAUUUUCAUGUGGCGAUGGAAGUUGUACAAUAUUUAAUCCUAGUUUUAAUCUUAUUAAUUAUAAUCCAGAUGCUUGUGCAAGUACAGGUCGUGUUGCCAACUAUCGUCAAGCAAUUUAUAAAUCAGCCAAACAAUAUCCGAAUGAUUGUUAUCUUAUAUUAUUUUGUAAACUCGGUUUUUAUGACAUUCUCCAAAAUGAUACAUACAAUAUAACAGAUUGUUCAAGUAAAAAUUUGUCAUCAAAAAAUUGUACAUUAGAAUAUCUUUCGUUUCCUCGUGAACCUAUUUUCAAUGGUUAUUUUCAACCUUUUUAUUCAACUCGAUAUUUUAACAAUCCUGAUUAUGAUAAAUGGCCAGCAUACAUCUGUACUAAUCCACGAUUUGGUUUAUAUUUGUCAAAUGAAAAAAAUCGUAUGAAUGGUUUAGAUUGCCGUUCAUCUGCAACAUUUUUCUCCAACAGUCCGGGUUUAUCAGAUUAUUUGAAAGAAAAUGCUGCGAUUUGUGCAUUAAUGGGAAAUAUUAAUAAAUAUAAAUCAAAUUCAUCUUUAUUUUAUUGUGAAAAAUCUCAUAAAUAUAUAUCAAAACAUCGUCUCAUUGAUGGUAUUCGAGAUUGUUAUUAUAAUGAAGAUGAAAUUUAUACAAAUAGUUGUUCAUUAAAUGAUAUUCAUCGUUUUAAUUGUACAUCAGAAACAAAAUGUUUAUCACCUAUAGGUAUUGGCCUUGAUCAACCUCAAUGCAAAAAUGCAGAAGAUGAAAAAAUUGACAAUGACGAAAUAUUUGUAUAUUCACGUCUUUGUAAUGAGAUAGAUAGUUUUGCAGAAUUAGAACGAGAAGAUAAUGAAACCGAUGAAACCAGUUGUGAAUGGUGGCCUUGUCAUACUCCGUACACUCGAUGUGAUAAUACUUUUCAAUGUGCUAAUGGCAUCGAUGAAUUGAAUUGUCCUAAUGUUAAUUGUAAUAUUAAUGAAUUUAAAUGUCAAAUUAUUAAUUCAACUAAUGAUUAUUAUUGUAUUCCUCAAGAAUAUAUUUACGAAAAACCAGUCGAUUGUAUUAAUCAUGAUUUUCACGAUAGUCUGUAUCGAAAUAUAUUUUAUUCAAAUAAUUUAACUUUUAAUAUUAAUCAACAAUAUAUAUCAUGGAAAGAAAAGACUUGUUUAACAAAAAAUGAUAUUUGUAAUGAUUCAUCGACUAAUGAUCAACAAUUAAUAUGUAAUAUUGUUGAAAAAGAAAAUAUUUGUUUUGACCGUAAAUUCUUAAUAGAUUUGUAUAACAAUAGAACAUUAUGUCGCGUGGCGAAGCAUAAUACUGUUCCUGAUCGUGGUUUUUAUUAUUUUUCUACAUGGAAUUUGGGAUAUUUUCCACCAAUAAUAAAUGAAACAUCAUUAUCAUCUCAACAAUCUAUCAAUAGUAAGACAAAAAAACCUCUCGAAAUCAAUACUAGUAUUGAAUUAAUUGAAUAUUGUAAUCGUGGAAUUGUUAUAUUUGAAGGAGCAUCUUAUAAAAAGAAAUGUUUAUGUCCACCUAAUUAUUACGGUGAUCGAUGUCAAUGGCAAAAUCAACGUAUUAGUUUAACACUUCAGAUACGUCCAUUAGGUUCACAUGAGAAUAAACAUUCUAUUUAUGACAUAUUUAUUUAUUUAAUUGAUGAUGAAAAUGAAAUAAUACAUAACUAUGAAAAAAUAAAUUAUAUUUCAUCAAUAGAUUGUAAUACAAAAUACAAUCGUUAUUUACUUUAUCCUAAUCAACCAAAAAAUCCUAAUCAUACAUAUUCGAUACGUAUUGAUAUUUAUGAAAAAUCAACAUCAUUAAAUUAUUAUGGAAGUUGGAAUUUAUCUAUUCCAUUUCCAUUUUUACCAGUUAAUCGCAUAGCAACACAACUUCGUAUUCCAUCAGAAAAAUCUCAAUUAUUAUCAAAAUGUUCAAUUCAAUGUGGAACAAAUGAAAAAUGUUUUAAUUAUAUUAAUUCUACAAAAGAAUUAUGCCAUUGUGAUCAAGGUUAUUCAGGUCGUUAUUGUAAUAUAACAUAUCAACAUUCUUGUUCAUCGGAUUCAAUGGCGUUAAAUUCAUCAAUUUGUUUAUGUCCAUUAAAUAAAUUUGGUUCGAAAUGUUAUUUACAAUAUACAUCGUGUCAAUCAACUAAUAAUUCAUGUCAAAAUAAUGGUCUAUGUAUACCUUAUAAUAAUUAUAUAAAUCAUGAUGCUUUUAUUUGUUUAUGUCCUGAAAAUUUUACUGGAUCUUAUUGUGAAUAUCAACUAAAUAAAAUAAAUAUUAAUUUCAAAAUCAAUUCAAUUCCAACAUUAAUUUUUGCUCAUUAUAUUAUUUCACAUCAUGAUAAAGGACAUGAAAGAAUAACAAGGUUUAAAAAAAUUCCAUUUGAUCAAUAUUCAAUUGAAUUAUUUUCUCAAAUUCCAUUUAAUUUAUUAUUUAUCGAAUUUGAAAAGAAUUAUUAUCUUACUGUAAUAAGAGAAAAAUCAAUUCAAUCUGAAAAUAUUGCUACUAAUAUAAAUCAAGAUAAUAAUUGUGAAAAUAUAAAUAAACUUUUAAAUUCAACAAUACUUAAUUAUACAAAUCUUCGUCGAUUAAAAUAUUAUCAAUUACCAUGUAUAGAAAAUCUCAAGUUAAAAUGUUUCUAUGAUGAUAAACAUAUGUGUGUUUGUGAUAAAAAUCAUUAUUCAAAUUGUUUUGAAUUUGAUCAUAAUACGUCUUAUAAUUGUCAAGGUUAUAAUUAUUGUGAAAAUAAUGGCGAAUGUCUUCAGGAUAAUAUAACUUGCCCAUCAACUUCAGUAUGUAUAUGUAAAAAAUGUUAUUAUGGAAGUAAAUGUCAAUUCAGUAGCAUAGGUUUUAGUACAUCACUUGAUGUUAUUUUUGGAUAUCAUAUUAAACCAUUUAUUUCAUUUACAAAACAAUCCAGCGCAGUAAAAAUAACAGCAUCAAUAACAAUCCUUAUGUUAAUAUUUAGUAUUAU